CUCUCUCUCUCAGUGACUCCAACACUCCGCCCUUACUUCCUGAGCUCCCCCUCCGUCCGCCACUCCAUCGCCACUGGCUCCCGCCGCAAUGCUCUGGAAUUUUGCAUUGGCUGCAUUGGUACUGAGUGCAGAAUUGAGUGUUAAAAUUUCAGCCCAAGAAAAUGCAGCAGAAACAUCGCCCAGUAUUUUUGGAUCAACAAAUGAUUUGGAAAAAAGUCCAUUGAGCACCACUCAAUCUAGGGCCCAAACGUCACUCACAACCAACACAGAAUCAAGCACCAAAGAACUGACCAAAGUCACAACAACCAUUCCAGCAGCCAAUUCAUCUCCAAACACCAAAUCUAACCCUCCUGUUUCAGGGAGAUCUGUACCAAUGAUCUCAAUCUCUAAUAAAAGCUUCGCAUCAGUGACAACAAGUAUAAGCACCACAGAUGAAAAUAUAAUAUCUAAUACAAAAUCACAGCAAUCAUCUUCAUUGGUAAGCCAGCCAACAGACACUAUAAAUACAUUGCAGUCAACUUCAACUUUAGGUCAAUCAACAAAUAGCAUUUCAUCACUGUCCACAUCAAUCACAACCCAGAUAACAGGUCAAUCUGAUGCAGAGUCAAAUGCAACCACUACCCAACCAUCAAGUAUCUCACAGCCUACAUCAACUUUAGCCCAGCCAACUCAUACCAAUGCAACAAAUUCAAGUAAUACUAGUACAUUACAGUCAACUUCAACUUUAAACCAGUCAACAGAUAUCGGACCAUCACCCUCAAGAUCAACCCCAGCCCAAACAGCAAGUCAGUCCAGUACACAGUCAAGUUCAACCAUAGCCCAAACCACAGCAACUCCAAGUUUAUCAAGGUCAUCCACCACUGUAAACCAACCAACAGAUGUGACAACUGCACCAUAUGUAACUUCCACCAUAACCCUGAUGGAAAGCAGCACAACUGCAUCAGAAACCACCUCUGUCACAAAUGGGAAGACGACAAUUGCUGCUGUCAUGACCACUUUGUUUUCAUUGUCAAUGACAACACCAUCAGCUUCACACAAACCAAGUUCGACAACCUCAGGAGAGACAUCCAAUAUUGCAGCCCCUUCAACCCAGGCAAUCACCAUGAGAACUGAACAAUCUGCAGACGGUUUGAGUGCAGGAAGCGUGGCAGCCAUUUCUGUGGUGGUCAUCAUAGCUGUAUUGGUACUAUUCGGAGGAGUCGUAUACUUUAAUUUAAGGAAUUCUGCAUAUGGACGAUUGUUGGAUGAUCAGGACUAUGGAUCAUGUGGGAACUACAAUAACCCUCUGUAUGACGAUUCUUAAGAAGACAAAUGGACUUUGAAGGCUUAUUGAUAUUAGGCUAUCAGCUGAAGGGUAUUGAAGUCUCCUGUUUUUUAAAACAUGGCCAAGCAUAAUCAAAUUUCGUUCAUUACUUCCCAUUUAUUGUACUCUGGUUUAAAUUUAUUCUUCUUCAGACCCAAACUCCCCACAUUGUGUGAAAUGACCUACCUGUCUGUGCAGAAUCCUUACAAACAUCGACACCCAAAGUCCCAAGUUGAGGCUGGGAUUAGUGCUGGGGUGUUUCCAUUGUCCCUCACUCCUUCAUAUAAACACCACCAAGAACCGAGACAGAAUUUACUGCUACGUAUGGAAGUAUGAUUCAGUGGGCUGACAUGUUUUAAGUAUUAUUCUCAUGAGAGUUCAAUUCAAUUUUAAAUCCUGACGUUGAUGUUGGUGAUUGAGAAAGAAAUUCAGAGAAGUGUGACUCCCAAAUGCAAUCACGGUUGAAGUUUUAGUUUUACUCCACGUAUGUGUGUAUGCCACAGGGUUAUUCAUAUGUCAAUAUUACCUUUCCAGGAGUAAUUUUGCAACAGCUCCCUUACCAGCCCAGAGCGUUGACAGAGAUGAAUGAGAGAUGUAGUUCGAGCUUUAACAUUACACCACCCUCACAGGUUCUCCCACCCGCGCUUACUGUUAGCAAGGAUCCACACUGCCAGGGGAGCAACACCAAAUCAGUCCUUUUCAAUUUUUAAGCAUCAUUUUUAUUUAUACUUUCAUGGGACAUGGGCAUCGCUGACUAGGCCAGCAUUUACUGCCCAUCCCUAAUGGCCCUUGGGGAGGACUUGAUUGUCUCGGCUAUUUCAGUUAAGAGUCAACCACAUUGCAGUGGAUCUGGAGUCACAUACAAGCCAAGCUGGGUAAGGAUGGCAGAUUUCCUUCCCCAAAGGACAUUUAAUUAUUACCUCCAAUGAAGCUGAGAAUACCCCAGUGUUAAAUUAAUUUGAUGCAACUAUUGUAUGAAUCCAGCAUGUGGAGUCAAAUAAUAAUGGCAAUUGUUGUCAAAGGGGACAGUCGCUCCUGGGAAGCGCUUUAAGUGACUUUUUGCUGGGUGACAGGUGCAACUUGCUGUAAAAUGCCAGGCCCAAUUUAAAGGGGUUGGUCAUUUGGUGCAAUUCAUGUCACCCACGAAAGUGUGGAUUUUUCUGGAGUAUGUUGCUGGUAGGUCAGUCGAGUGGGGGGCUAUCUUUAGACAAUUGAAUAGUAACUUGCAAAUUCCAGCUGCAGUUCCCAAAAAUACAAGUCCUUAUGAGAUACAUCAGGGGCUGGGGAUGGAUGCUUUGAAAAUAAAUCUGUUACUGACGCAGCAGUUCAGAUGACACACAAUUUGCUGAUGACGCUAAGUUAUGUAACUAAGGGACACAGAUAGCAUUGGAGAGAUUGAGGCUAACUGAGGAGAGGAGCAAAGUGAGAGGUUUUAAAAUGGAUAAAUCCAAACAUUGCAGAGAUUGAAAUGGAAAACAUGGAUUGGAAUAACAAUAGAAACAAAUUUUUUUUAAAUUAUUAAUCAUUCUCUGAAAGUUUUUGCAUGAAAUGUGAAGGCGUUAUAUGAAUCUGGGGUGAUUGAGUAUUGGGUACACCAGUCAUCUCUCUCUAAUGAGAGAGUAGCCUAUGGUUAAAAUUUGGCAAGAACAUUUAGUUAUAAAUCCCAGCAAGCUAUUUUGAUCUUCAUGGACUGUUAUUGAGGUCAGUUUUUAGAAGUGGUAUGGGGUGGGUGAGGUUGUGGUGGGAGUGGGGCUUGUUGUUUGUUUUGGGGAGGGGGGGAUGCGUUGAUGGAGUCUGGUGUGGGGGUGUGGUGAGGAAUGUGAGAAGCUCUGCAUCUCCCACUUUGCUGGUUAAAGGGCAAAUAAUGUAAUAAACUUACCUGGGCCCUUGUGUCUGGCUUUGGUAGGCAAGUCUGGUGUAUAGCCCUUAGUCCUGCAGUGAAAAUGGAAUUGUUGGGACUUUGGGAUUGGAAUUAACCCCCCGCUUCUCCAGCAUGGGCCACUUCUUCAUUCCUGACUUCAGGUCCUGUACGAUGGUAGGACAUAGGAAUGAGCCAUCUUAAUCCCAGCCCUCCCUGCCUACACCAAUUCUGCUGAAUGGAGGAGACAAGUGGUGGGUUUAUAUACUCUCUUCGUAGCCUGAGAUAGUCCAACUGAUUUGUUAAAUUGUUGAUGAGUAUUGAGAAUAUUGGCAUAAUGGCAAUGUUUUGAAAUGUGAAGUAAUGGUGGAUCUUAGGGUUAUACAAGUUACAGAACUAAGGUGGGUGGAUUGCUUUAAAAUACAGGUCUGCCAUGAUCUAACUGAAUGGUAGGAUAGGCCAGAGGGCUGAAUGGCCUCCCUCCUAUUCACAUAAUUCUUUCUUCGAUACAAUCUGGACUUUUGCAGCAUCAUUAGGAUAAAUUCUGCAGAGGUUUAUAAUCUGGAAAUUGUGAGAACAAAGUUUGAACCUUAUGAAGUACAAUGUUAGUUUUCACAUGUUGCUGUGCAUACUUAAAUAAUCUCAUAACAAAAACAAUUCUAAUAGGAAUUGGGAAGUGAUGCUGAAACUACACUAAAUGUUGAUCACUAAAUGGAAUAGUGUCACAUGACUGCAAGACAGGACAACACAAUAAGGGAAUUACUUUGUCAAUCAAAGAUGGAUUGUAAGGGAACUAAGAUGUCAUUACUGAUGCAUUUAACAAGUUAUAACUCCUGGUGUCAUUCAAGCUGCACCUAGAAACAGAUAAUCUUGUCAUUAUCACAAAAGUCUAGGCUGACACUUCCAGAGCAGUACUGAGGGAGGGUCAGCACUGUGAGAUCGUAGUCUUUUGGAGGUGCCAUCUUUCAGAUGAGAUGCUAAACCGAGGCCCCACCUGGUCUCUCAGGUGGAUAUAUACAAUCCUGUGGCACUAUUUUGAAGAAGAACAGGAGUGUUCUCCCUGGUGUCCUGGUCAAUAUUUAUCCCUCAAUCAACAUCACAUAAUCAGCUUAUCGGGUCAUUAUCACAUUGUUGCUUGUGGGAGUGCUGUGUUUCCUACAUUACUGAAGUAUGUUAUUGGCUGUAAAGCAUUUUGGAAGCUGAAAUGCUUUCUUCUAUUGGAAAAAUCAGCCUCUUGCAAAAAAAAAAACUCCAAAAAGAAUGUGAUGCCUAAAAAAUGUUGAGUAAUAUUUGAACUACCAGCACACAUUUAUCACUGGGAAUGCUGCAGCAUGUAUUGCGGCCAUGAGUGUUUAAUCCAUGCUAAUUUAUUAUUGAUGAAGUGUAUUGUAACUGGUAUAUAUGAAAUUAUUUGCACUAUGAACCAGAGUCUUUGUAAAUUCUUGGUCUGGCCUUUGCAAUUGUUCUGCAAUGCCUUUCGUAUUGAAGCAUGUUAGUGCCAGGAGCAGAGAAUCGAAUGGUGUAAGCUGGAUACCCUUUUGAAUAAUUUGUAUCUUGCUCUCUGCCAUUUGCGAACCAUCAAAUAACUUAGCAAGCAAGAACAUGUAAUGACAAAUAAUCAGCCCUAAUUAAUGGUGAAGCAGCUUAUUAAUUGAUGGAUUAAUAAUAAACUUCCUCUUGAUGA
This is a messenger RNA of Carcharodon carcharias (great white shark), 4845 nucleotides long. RefSeq names its product prostate androgen-regulated mucin-like protein 1 homolog. Lineage: Eukaryota; Metazoa; Chordata; Chondrichthyes; Lamniformes; Lamnidae. The transcript has 4 exons. Gene Ontology annotation, cellular component: plasma membrane; early endosome; late endosome. The record is from RefSeq and is a predicted model, not a curated record. The coding region runs from base 89 to 1303 and encodes 404 amino acids.